This is a messenger RNA of Exophiala bonariae, 831 nucleotides long. RefSeq lists its product as uncharacterized. The coding region runs from base 1 to 831 and encodes 276 amino acids. The record is from RefSeq and is a predicted model, not a curated record. NCBI's taxonomy places the organism in Eukaryota, Fungi, Ascomycota, Eurotiomycetes, Chaetothyriales, Herpotrichiellaceae. The transcript is spliced from 2 exons.
AUGCAUUCCGUCUUGAUCGCAUUCGCAGCGACUGGGCUCGCCUCCGUAGCUCAAGCCUUCACAAAGCCUGGUGCCAGUACUUGGGGCCCUCUUCUCACCCCUGAUCUCUCAACUCCGGUUACUGCUGGUGAAACAUUCAAGAUCACGUGGGACCCCGAGACCCACCCGACCGAUGGUGUGACCGUCAGCCUUGUCCUUUGCCACGGUCCAUCAUCAAACUGUGUGCCAUCAGACACCGCCAUCGUUGAAGGUCUCCCUGCUUCUCAGAAGUCGUAUCAAUGGUCAGUUCCCAGCGACCUUGCUCCCGGCAAGCAAGCCACCGACACCGGCUAUGGCAUGUUGAUCAUCGUCGACGGCACUGGCGAGUUUCAAUACUCGACUCAGUUCUCAGUCCUCGCCGGCAAGGGUGCCAGCAGCGGUAGCUCCAGCUCCGGAUCUGGCAAGCCUACCGUCACUGCUAGCUCUACUGCGACCGACUCUGCCGGCAACACCAUUCUUGGACCCCCUGCUCAACAGACCGGAGCCACCUCUAUCGCAGAUGCCAACCCUUACAAUACCACUUUCUCAAGCGGCUGGUGGUCAACCAUCUCUCCCAGCGGCACCGUCUACUCCGGCACCAUUCCUCUCACGACCUACGGUGGUGGCUCCACGCUCACCACUCAAACUGGCUCUGUAGUCCCUGCUGGAACGACAAUCCCGGCAACAGGUGUCUCUACCACGGCUACUGGCGCCGGUGUCACUGCACCUACGUUCACUGGCGCUGCUGACCGCCUGGGUUUGAACGCUGCCAGCCUCGCCGUUGCCGGUGUUAUGGCCCUGUUCGCGCUAUAG